GCAGGAAGUAGGCAGGUCCCUCCAUCGAGAGCUGUAUGUAGAUCAAUUGUCUCCGGCAUGAAUGGGGCAGACAUAAAGCCAUUGCGUUUCCCGCCUUCACUCCCAUUCUUCUUCUUCUCCUCCAUUCCAAACACAAACACAUUCACACUCCGCAACAUCCAAUUCCUCACACUCCAACCAAAAAAACACAUCUUCACUCCACACAUCCACACAUCUACCCAAUAUGUCCAACAUCAUAAACAAAGUCAAGGAAACCCUGGGCGGUGGCAACACCACUCACGACACCACCCACGACACCACCCACGGCACCACCACCACCGGUGUCCAUUCCAACACCCACACCACCGCCGGCCCUCACAGGACCGACGCCGCGAACAAGGCCGACCCGAGAGUCGACUCGGACCGUGACGGCCGUGGCGCCGGAUUCGGCUCCUCGCAUACCGCCGGUUCCACAAACGUCGGCCCACAUUCGAGCAACCUUGCCAACAAGGCUGACCCGAGAGUCGACUCGGACCGCGAUGGAUCCCACAACCUGGGACCCAACAACCUCGGCACUGGCACCCACAACCUCGGCGCUGGCACCAUGGGCUCGCUCGGCACCGGCACCCGCAGCAACGAUUUCGACCACCACACCCACAACACCCACAGCACCGCCGGCCACACUGGCGGCCUCAGCGAUGCCUACCCCAUCGGCACCAACAAGACGUCGGCCAACGCCGGCCCGCACUCUUCCAACGUUGCCAACAAGGUGGAUCCCCGUGUCGAUUCGGACCGUGACGGCCGUGGUGCCGGAUUCGGCUCCUCGCAUACCGCCGGUUCCACAAACGUCGGCCCACAUUCGAGCAACCUUGCCAACAAGGUUGACCCACGUGUCGACUCCGACUUGGACAACCGUGGCCACGGAACCCACGCUGGCACCACUGGCAUCCACAACACCCACAACACCCACAACACCCACAACACCCACAACACCCACGAUACCCACAACACCGGCCACACCGGUCUCGGCGAUGUCUACCCCAUCGGCACUAACAAGUCAACCAACCACGGCCCGCACAGCUCCAGCCUUGCCAACAAGCUCGACCCCGCUGUGGACUCGGACCGCGACCACCGUGGUGUUGGUACUACUGGUACUCACGGCACCCACGGCACCACCACGACCGGGCCUCACACUUCCACUGCCGCCAACAAGCUGGAUCCCCGUGUCGACUCGGACCGUGAUCACCGUGCCACCGUCGUUUCCGGCGCCCACGGUACCCACGGUACCCACACCGGCACUGGUACUCACGGUACUCACACUGGUACCGGCACCCACGGAGUCACCGGCACCCACGGCCACUCGACCAACGCCGGUCCCCACUCCUCCAACGCCGCCAACAAGGUUGACCCCCGUGUCGACUCGGACCGGGACCACCGCGCCAACCCUACCGCUUCCCACACUGGACCCGCUCCCAACACCGCCGGUCCCCACAAGAGCGACCUGAUGAACAAGCUCGACCCGCGCGUCGACUCGGACCUCGACGGCUCUAAGACGUACGGCGGCGACAAGACCCACACCGGCACCACCGGAACCAACACCACCACCCACUACUAA
Messenger RNA from Tricharina praecox, 1594 nucleotides. RefSeq lists its product as uncharacterized. The transcript is spliced from 2 exons. NCBI's taxonomy places the organism in Eukaryota, Fungi, Ascomycota, Pezizomycetes, Pezizales, Pyronemataceae. The coding region runs from base 224 to 1594 and encodes 456 amino acids. The record is from RefSeq and is a predicted model, not a curated record.